AUGGCUCCUAUAUAUCAAAAGGCACUGGUCAUCGGCGCCACAUCUGGCAUCGGCCUGGCCUUUGCAGACAAGUUGAUUGCGAAUGGGACCAGGGUCAUUGCAAGUGGCCGGCGCCAAGAGCGGCUUGAUGCUUUCCAGGCCGCACAUCGUGAUGACAACGGCUUUGCCUUCACGGCAGCUCUUGAUCUGACAAAGCUUGCCUCAAUUCCCGAGUUUGCGGCAUCAGUGCUUGCAGAACACCCGGACCUUGACUGUGUCAUUCUCAACAGUGGCAUCCAGCGGGCUUUUGACUUCAGCAAGCCCGAGACUAUCGACUUGAGUGCUGUGGAUGAAGAGGUGACAACAAACUAUACCUCAUAUGUUCAUCUUCUGGUCGCAUUUCUCCCACAUCUGCAAAGGUUGGCUUCGCAGGAGGGCAAAACAGCACACCUGGUAUUCAUCAGCGCCACCAUGGGCCUGGUGCCGGGGCUCCUGCGCACACCAAAUUACAAUGCAACCAAGUCAGCCCUUCACUCACUUAUCAUGGCCUUACGGCAGCAGCUGGUAGAUGCUGGCUAUGGCCGUCUCCGUGUGGUGGAGGUGUUCCCGCCAGCAGUGCAGACGGAGCUACAUGACGAACGACACCAGCCAGAUCUGCUGAAUGGCGGUGAGAUUGGCAUGCCCCUGCAACAGUAUACCGACACCAUGUUCAAUGAGCUGGCCAAGGGUGCUGAGGAUUAUAUCGGCAUUGGGCAUGUCACAGCCUGGCUUGGAGAGGGCGGCUUCGAGAAUGAGCGGCAAAAGCUGUUCCAGAAGCAGCAUGUAGCGCUGAAGGAAACUCUGGAAAAGAGCAACAAUCAACCACCGCCUCCGCCUCCGCCCCAGAACGGCCGCGGCCGGCGGAACCGUGUCAUGGGCCCCCAAUCUGCUCUGACAGAUUACCUCUCGGCUCACAACAUCUCGGCGAGGGAGAUUGCAGAAUCCGCAGCGCGGCGACGAGCGCAAGCCGAAUCCUCCUCCGAAGCCAAUACUGGCACCACUGAGGAUUCCGCCAAUGCUACGAUUAGUACCGCCGCCGAUGAGAAGCGCAAAAAGCAGACUCAGGCUUUGAGAGAGAAAAUCAAGAAGUCCGAAGGAUACAAGAGGCGGGUGGAGUGGUCCGACGAAGAUGAGGAUGAAAUCCUCAGGCAGAUGGUCAAUCUUUCCGCGCCCCUGCCGGGCCAGAUGGAGAAUUGUGCCAUCUGCUCCAAGCGCUUCACUGUCACCCCCUACUCGCUUGCCGGCCCCAACGGUGGUCUCCUGUGCAGUCCCUGUGGAAAGGAGCUAGCCAAGGAGAACGCCGGUGCUCAGCGAAAGAAGAAGAAGCCGAGAACGUCGGGCGGCGCUAUCGGACAGCGCAGGAAGGUCGCCAGCUCCAUCCUUGACGGCACCUAUACCAUCGGCGCCAAGAACCUUGUGACACUCUGUGUCGAGACGCUUGCCAAGAACAUUGACCUGGCCGACGACCUCGGCAGCCUUCCCGAGCCGGUCAUUGACAAGAUUGCUCGAAUCCUCUCCAAGAGAAGACUGGUCAACUCGAAGACCAUCCACCUCUUCAUGCAAUCGUCCGCCCACGAGCUCAAGGUCUAUGAUGGAGGCAAGCUCAGCUCUGAUGACAUCAUGCUCAUCUUCCAGACGACUCCGAAUCUUCGCCGUUUCAAGCUCCGAAACGCUGUCCAAUUCAAGGACGAAGUCAUGGAUUUCCUGAUUUCCAGAAAUCUCAACCUCGAGAGCCUUGAUAUCCAAGGCGCCAAUUUGAUCAGCGAUUCGAAGUGGAUUGAGUACAUCAAGGCAAAGGGACGAAGUCUGCGGGCCCUCAAAAUCCACCACACGGACAUGCACGUCACUGACGACCUCUUGGACCACUUGCCUGUGUAUGCGCCCGGACUGAAGUGCCUCAAGCUCAUCGGCAAUCAGCGCGUUUCUGGCCUUGGUCUCAAGGCGCUUGCCAAGCUCAAGCAACUUGAGCAGCUCAGCCUGCGUCUCGCCACUGAAGUUCACUCUGACGUCUUUGUCGAUCUGCUCGCCGACAUCGGCCCCAACCUGAGGACCUUUUCCCUUGAGAACGUUGAGAAUGUCGACAACACUGUUCUGGACGCGGUCCAUGCUCAUUGCAGGAAGCUGAAGAAGCUCCGCAUCACCGAGAGCGCCGAGAUGACUGAUAGUGGCUUCAAGCGUCUCUUCACUGACUGGGCCAACCCGCCUCUCGAGUUCAUCGACCUGGAGAAGUGCCGCGAGCUUGAAGAGUCGCGCGAGAACACCAACAAUAUCGGUCUCUGCGAUGAAGGCUUCAUCGCCAUGAUGAACCAUUCGGCCAAGAGCCUCCGAGAGCUCAACAUCCAUGCCUGUCGGCACAUCUCGUCCGAGGCGUUCGAGCAGGUCUUCGGUCCGGAGCAAGAGAAGGUGUACCCGGAGCUCAAGAAAGCCGAGGUCAGCUUCAUCUGGAGCGUCACCGACUGGGAGGUCGCAUCCAUCUUUCGUGCGUGCCCCAACCUCAAGGAGCUCAAUGUCUUUGGCUGCAUGAAGGUCAAGGGUCAGAUCGGCGUGCCGCGUGGUCGCAUUCUCGUCGGUGUGCCUAAUGCAGAUGGCAUGAUGAUCGAGGGAGAUGAUGACAAUGUUUGA
This is a messenger RNA of Thyridium curvatum, 2640 nucleotides long. RefSeq lists its product as uncharacterized. The coding region runs from base 1 to 2640 and encodes 879 amino acids. Lineage: Eukaryota; Fungi; Ascomycota; Sordariomycetes; Thyridiales; Thyridiaceae. The record is from RefSeq and is a predicted model, not a curated record. The transcript has 4 exons.